AUGGCGGCUGAGACGAGUCAUUUCCGAUUGCCACCGACACUGAAUAUCACUGAUGGAAAUGUUGCAGUAAAUCAUAAGAAGUGGAAACGGCAAGUUGAAGUUUAUUUGAUGGCUUGUGGGGCCACGGAAAAAUCAGCUGACACUCAAGUUGCUAUCAUUCUCAACUGUGCUGGUGGUCAUAUUCUGGACAUAUUCGAUCAAUUUCAGUGGGAUGCAGAAGAAGAUAAGAAAAACACUGUGAAACUUUUUCAAAAAUUGGAAGAAUAUUUGACUGGUAAAUUACAAGAAUUGCUUUUAAGAGAAGAAAAUCUGGAUUUGACCAAAGCUGUAAAAAUCUGCAGAGCCUAUGAACAAUCCAAUAAACAUGUGAAAGAAUUAAGAGAAACAUUAGGCACAAGUACGUCUACUCAUAGAGUGAAUCGAGUGUACAAAGAAGAUAGGAAAUCUACUAAUUUUCCAUCCAAGAAAGCAACGCCAAGAACAAGUUCUGGAAAUACUUCAUCUUCGGCGAAUCAGAAGCCUGGACAACAGAGACGUGGUGAUCGCACUUAUAAUGUCAUGAGUCGUGAUGGCGCAAUUUAUCGCAGAAACCGUAUUCAUAUUAGACCAACAAAAUUGUUUGUAAACAUAAGAGAUAAAUCUCCUAUAUUUGAUCAUGAUUUUGAUCAUACAACCAAUACUGACGAACCUGUUGUCAAUCCUGGAAAUGAUACUAUGCAUAAUGAUAUUCCAGUUGAGCUGUCAAACUCUAGUGCAAUUAAUGACAGACCUAAACGUGCUAAACCCCCUAAAUACUAA
Messenger RNA from Lottia gigantea (owl limpet), 798 nucleotides. RefSeq lists its product as hypothetical. NCBI's taxonomy places the organism in Eukaryota, Metazoa, Mollusca, Gastropoda, Lottiidae. The coding region runs from base 1 to 798 and encodes 265 amino acids. The transcript is spliced from 3 exons. The record is from RefSeq and is a predicted model, not a curated record.